AUGGCCGACCGCACUUCGACGGAUGUGGAGGAAAGUCCGCGAGUCCAAAUGGCGACCAAGUCCAUGUGGCAAUCGCUUUAUGAAAAUCCCAAAAUUUUGCUGAUUGCCUUCUUUGCGUCUCUCGGUGGUUUCGAAUAUGGCUAUCAACAGGGUGUCCUUGGCCAAAGUUUGGUCAUGACACGCUUCACUGAGAAUUUCCCGUCUGUCGUAGCAUCCACAUCGGCUACCGGGUGGCUGACAUCGAUCCUGCAAGUCGGCGGUAUUAUCGGCUCCCUUUCGGCUGGUGUUCUGGGCGAAAUCAUCUCUCGAAAGUACACCAUGUUUAUCGCGUGUUGCUGGGUGACUCUCGGUUCAUAUCUGUACAUCGGUGCCACCGCUGGCAAUCCCGCCAUGCUCUACGCCGGUCGCUUCUUCACUGGUCUCGGCGUGGGCUUGUUCAGUGGUGUGUCUGGUCUUUACAAUGCUGAGAUCUCACCUCCAUCGAUGCGUGGUCUCCUGGUCUCCUUCUACCAACUUGCAACUAUUCUCGGCAUUAUGAUCUCCUUCUGGGUCGGAUACGGCAGCAACUACAUCGGGGGCACUGGCGAGGGUCAAUCUGACCUCGCUUGGCGUUUGCCUUCAAUUAUUCAGGGUAUUCCUGCUGUCUGCCUGGCCUGCGGUAUCUGGUUCAUGCCCUUCUCUCCCCGAUGGCUGGUCAAGCAGGGCCGUGAUGAGGAAGCCCAGGCAACUCUCGCCUGGCUGCGCAAGCUCCCCAUCGACGAUGAUUUCAUCCAGAUUGAGUAUCUUGAGAUCAAGGCUGAGUCCGUCUUCGAGGAGCGUGCGUUUGCCAAGGCUGCGCCUCACCUUGCCGAGCGCGAGCGUCAGAGCGUGUGGAUGAACCAGAUUGCGCAGUACGCCAACUGCGUUCGCUCCAUGGACAACUUCAAGCGUGUCAGUAUUGCUUGGCUCAUCAUGUUCUUCCAGCAGUGGAGUGGUAUCGAUGCGAUUAUCUACUAUGCUUCCAACGUUUUCCAGUCCCUUGGUCUCACUGGUGGCACUAUCGCCCUCCUGGCUACCGGUGUUACUGGCGUUGUCUUCUUGAUCUCUACUAUCCCGGCCAUGUUGAUCAUUGACAAGGUCGGUCGCAAGCCUAUGCUCAUCGUUGGCUCUAUUGUCAUGUUCUGCAGCAUGGUGAUUGUUGGAAUCAUCGUCGCCAAGUACCAGCACGACUGGCCUGGCCACGUGGCCGCUGGUUGGACUGCCGUUGCUCUCAUUUGGCUCUACAUUGCCGGAUUCGGUGCCACCUGGGGUCCCUGCUCCUGGACGCUUGUUUCCGAGAUCUUCCCUCUUUCCAUUCGCGCCAAGGGUGUCUCCAUCGGCGCCUCGAGCAACUGGAUCAACAACUUCGCCAUUGCCUUCUUCGUGCCUCCCAUGCUCCAGUCCUGGCAGUGGGGCACCUACAUCUUCUUCGCUGCUUUCCUCUUUGUCGGCAUCUUCUGGGUUUGGUUCUUCCUCCCCGAGACCAAGAAUGCCACGCUGGAAGAGAUGGACCGCGUGUUUGGAAGCAAGAAGAACCAGGAAGAUGCCGCCUUGCUGCGCGAGGCUCAGCGCGACGUUGGCCUGACUGCCUUUUUGGAGGGAUUGGGCUCGCCAAAUAAUGCUGAUCUGGAGAAGAAGCACGGCUCUGACUAUGUCGAGUCUGUUUAA
Molecule: messenger RNA, 1686 nt
Organism: Penicillium diatomitis
Lineage: Eukaryota; Fungi; Ascomycota; Eurotiomycetes; Eurotiales; Aspergillaceae
Product: sugar porter family MFS transporter
Exons: 5
Coding region: 1-1686 (561 amino acids)
Biological process (GO): transmembrane transport; carbohydrate transport
Cellular component (GO): membrane
Molecular function (GO): carbohydrate:proton symporter activity
Source: RefSeq, a predicted model, not a curated record